UCAUUUUCAAAGCUCGUUAACGGCUGUUGUCUUGGUGCUGUGGACACAGCGUUUUAUGGAAACAGUGCGACACGAUCAAGUAGCACAGAUUUACGUAAAGGUUCGUUUAUGCACAACGUAGUCGUUGUAACAGUGGAACAGACGAUGUUCGGAUUUUGUUUUAUCUCCUUGAAGUUGACGCUAUAAUGGACAACUUUGAUUUCUCAGAAGAGGAAAUUCAAGAGCAACUGGCGAUCCUCGGCUACAAGAACAUACCUAAACACAGGCUUUGCGCAUUCAAGCAAGAGAUUGACGGAUUGAUUAAAAAUGGAGAAUGGACAGCACUGGCCUCAAACCGGACGACCUCCAGAAGAUCAGCCACCUCUCAGCACAGUCCUCCCGCCUACACCAAAGAGAAAGUUAGUCACUGUCAGCUUAAAGAGUUUGGUGAAGGAUUUUUCUUACACGCAUCUAAAGCUGACAAAGACAGACGGGUGUUACCCACCUAUCAGAACAUGGAUUACAGAAGGCAGAGUGGACCCAGUGACUCGUACGCUAAACACUCUGUGACUCAGAAGCCUCAGCUGCCUCUCGGUGCUCCCAGCUGUCUGCAGGUCAAGUCAGACCCCGAGGACACCCUCCCCCCUCCCCUCACUGACAGCUACACAUCCUCCCCGGACACCCAGGGGAAACGCUUCAUCAAGAGAAAAGUCCUGAGGAAACAUCAAGGACAGUCUCUCGUUUGCGAUGAAUCAGUCUACAGUGAAGAUUCAGAUGUGAGUUUUCUGCAGGAGCGACUGGCUGAUCUUCACGUAUCCACAUCUGCCCACUGCGACUCUGACACUGAGAACGAAGACGUAACCAGUGAGAGUGACGCGUCCAGCGGCGAGGAGAUUCCUCUGAGCGCGUUUGAAUCCUACCUCCAGGGCAUGACUAGGAGUGGUGCAGACCCCAGACCCAAACCUAAAUCCUUUAUCCGUCCUGUGAUGAGUCAGCAAAGCAUGAGGAAAACCGACCCAGUGGCCAAGUAUUUCCAGUAUAAGCAGCUCUGGGAAAUGUUUAAACUUCCAGGGGAGAAGGACAGGAGAGCCCUCCGCUGGGAGAUCAGGGAACAACUUGCCUACCAGCCUCCACCUCCUAAACCUCGGAGGGUUUAUGUGCCCAACACCUACGUGGUACCGACAGAGAAGAAGCGCUCGGCGCUCCGCUGGGAGGUCAGGAACGACCUGGCCAACGGCCUCCUUCCACACAAAUUUACUUGCAAAUAUUAGAUUUUUUAAAUGCUUUUUAUUAAAAUGUUUUUUUAAUACCA
Betta splendens (Siamese fighting fish) is the source of this 1291-nucleotide messenger RNA. It is a transcript of the gene hyls1, whose product is annotated as HYLS1 centriolar and ciliogenesis associated. NCBI's taxonomy places the organism in Eukaryota, Metazoa, Chordata, Actinopteri, Anabantiformes, Osphronemidae. Gene Ontology annotation, cellular component: centriole; non-motile cilium. The record is from RefSeq and is a predicted model, not a curated record. The coding region runs from base 186 to 1250 and encodes 354 amino acids. Gene Ontology annotation, biological process: cilium assembly. The transcript is spliced from 12 exons.